AUGGCACUGUAAUAAAUGACAGACAAAAGCCAAAAUAAGAAUACAAAUGAUACUUGAGAAAAGCGCUCUUUUCACGCAAUUACUUGCUUUAUCUACACAGAUUCUUCCAGAUAAUUGCUGAACCGUCCUCCGAUUGUGAAAAACCCAUUCAGAUCCAGAGACUACUUCAGAGAUGUGUGGCGGUGGUGUUCAGAGUUUUGGUUAAAUUAAUGGUCGCAGAUAGUAUUGAAAUUGAAAAAUAAUUAUAAAUCCCUACCUACAUCCUUUUAGGGCUCGCAAUCCUGGGGGGAUUUCGGUGUAUUUUGCCCUUCUGUUGCUCAGAUUGGCUGCUGCGUAUUUGCCAUCUUGGUAUGGAUAACAUGGAUAUCGAUUCGCCUGCUGAACCUAAAACUCUCAAGCGCCGUGAUCGAGUUAUUCGGAGGCUUGCUCAACUUGGAGUUCCUGAGGAGUACCUUGAAAGACGGUAUCCUGGUAUAGUUGCUUUUGUCAUGGAUAAUCCAACCUGGAUUCCCGAUAUAGUAUCUGCUAUUUUACCUCCUGAUGAGGAUGUAGCAGAUAAUCUCCAGGAAACUAAGGCAGGAUUAAAAAAGGUGCUGAACCCAACGAUGAAACAACAGUUCAGGGAAUGCAUGUGUUGGUUACAGUGGAUCAUGUUUCUGGGUGAACCAGCAGUCGCUCUAAAAAACCUUUCCAAAAUGAGUACCAGUCGUGGUGUUUGUGGGGCAGUUUGGGGAAAUAAUGAUAUUGCAUAUCGGUGUCGAACAUGUGAACAUGAUCCAACUUGUGCCAUUUGUGUUCCUUGUUUUCAGAAUGGAAACCACAAGGACCAUGAUUAUUCUAUUAUUUACACAGGUGGAGGAUGUUGUGAUUGUGGGGAUGUGACAGCAUGGAAACGGGAGGGCUUCUGCUCAAAACACAAAGGUGCCGAACAGAUACAACCUCUUCCAGAGGAGUUUGCAGACUCUGUAGGGCCUGUGCUUGAUGCUUUAUUCAUUUGUUGGAAAAAUAAACUUGUAUCUGCUGAAAUCAUUUGCCAGGAAAAUCCUAAAACAAGUGACUGCAUUUUUAUGCCAAAGAAGGUUGCAAAUGAGCUAACGUAUGUGGUGGUUGAGAUGUUGCUCGAGUUCUGCAAGCAAAGUGAGAGUUUGCUUAGUUUUGUUUCUAGGAGGGUGAUCUUAGUGGUUGGUUUAUUGGAGAUUUUGGUAAGGUCAGAGAGGUUUUUGAGUGAAGGUGUUGCAAGGAAACUUAAUGAGCUGCUUCUGAAGUUACUGGGAGAACCGGUCUUUAAGUAUGAGUUUGGUAAAGUAUUUUUAAGUUAUUACCCAUUAGUUGUAUGCGAAGUCAUAACAGAAGGCACUGAUGAUGCUCUCAGGAAAUACCCACUGCUAUCAACAUUCUCGGUGCAAAUCUUUACAGUGCACACUCUAACCCCACGACUUGUGAAGGAGAUGAACCUACUUGCCAUGCUUUUGAGAUGCUUAGGAGAUAUAUUUAUCCAUUGUGCAGGAGAAGAUGGUCGCCUACAGGUUAGCAAGUGGGGAGCUUUGUAUGAGACGACUAUUCGUGUGGUUGAAGAUAUUCGAUUUGUUAUGAGCCAUGGUAUUGUGCCUAAAUUUGUAACUAACGCCCAGCGUGAUAUCUUGAGAACUUGGAUGGGACUUCUGUCUUUUUUGCAAGGAAUGAGUCCCCUAAAGAGGGAAAAUGGCCAACCCCCUGAGGAGGAAAAUGAUAAUGUGAAUUUGCUUUUUGUUUUAGAUCAUUCUUUUGCCAAUAUUCAUUCUCUUUUGGUGGAUGGAGCAUUUUCUAGUAAUGAAGAGACGGAUAAUAUUUUUUCUGUCAUGAGUAAACAAAAUGUGGAUGAGGAAGAUAGCAUGAGACUUGCAAAAGUAGGAAAGUUAUCUGAGGAAAGCUCAGCUUGUGGUGUUCCAGGGAGGAACCUUUCAGUUGUUUCAGCAAUGCAGGUUGUUGAAGAUAAAUCAGAUUCCUUUGCUAGUUCUUUCAUACCUUCGUCUGCAACAAGGUUAAUAUAUGAUUGCUUGCGGGCCAUUGACAAUUGGUUAGGAGCUAAUCAUACAUAUGGGGCUGUAUCAUCUUCAAGUACUGACAGCAGUUCCAAUAGCAACUUUUUACUGUUGAAGAAAACUUUAUCUAAGAUUAGUAAAGGCAAACAUAUUUUUAGUGGAUUUGCUUGUUCAAUUGAAGAUAAUAGUAGGAAGCGUUUUAUGGGUGCAGAAAAUAUUAAAAAUAUAGGGCAGGAUAGCAAUGCAGUGGUUUCUGGUGACAAUGAUACUGCCAGUUUUGAUGAGAGCUCAAUGGAGGCAAAUACUUCCACAGAAUUAGACUCCUUGCAUAUUUUGAGUUCAUCUGAUUGGCCAAAUAUAGUUUAUGAUGUUAGUUCACAGGAUGUAUCUGUUCACAUUCCCUUACACAGAUUACUUUCAUUGCUCUUACAAAAGGCAUUAAGAAGGUGUUAUGGUGAAUCUGAGGUGCUUAGUGCAUCUAGUGCAAGCAUUUUCACCCCAUCAUCUUCAAUGUAUGAUGGUGAUUUCUUUGGAAAUGUCCUUGGUGGAUGUCACGCUAACGGGUUUUCUGCAUUUGUCAUGGAGCAUCCAUUGCGCAAUAGGGUGUUUUGUGCUCAGGUUCAUUCUGGAAUGUGGAGGAGGAAUGGUGAUGCUGCCAUUUUAUCUUCUGAGUGGUACCGUUCAGUUCGAUGGUCUGAACAAGGUUUAGAACUUGAUCUUUUUCUCCUGCAGUGCUGUGCUGCAUUGGCUCCUGCUGACCUUUUCGUCAAUAGAAUUAUAGAAUGCUUUGGGCUAUCAGAUUACCAUUCUUUGAGCCCUGAGAGAUCUACCGAGUAUGAACCAGUUCUGGUGCAGGAAAUGCUUACGCUUAUCAUGCAAAUUGUUCAAGAAAGGCGAUUUUCAGGGCUAACUCCUGCUGAAAAUUUGAAAAGAGAGUUAGUUCAAAAGUUAGCCAUUGGAGAUGCUACACAUAGUCAAUUGGUGAAGUCUUUGCCUCGGGAUCUUUCAAAGUAUGACCAACUUCAGGAAAUUUUAGAUUCAGUUGCUGUGUAUUCUAAUCCAUCUGGCUUCAAUCAGGGAAUGUACUCUUUACGCUGGACAUAUUGGAAAGACCUGGAUCUGUAUCAUCCUCGAUGGAACUCAAGGGAUUUGCAAGUGGCAGAAGAAAGAUACAUGCGCUAUUGUAAUGUCUCAGCAAUGACCACUCAGCUGCCCAGGUGGACAAGGAUUCAUCCUCCUCUCAAGGGUGUAGCUGGAAUAGCCACUUGUAAAGUGGUCCUAAAAAUUAUCAGAGCUGUUAUAUUUUAUGCUGUUUUCUCUGAUAAGUUGAACGCAACACGGGCACCUGAUGAUGUUCUUAUAAUGGCUUUACACUUGCUGUCAUUGGGUUUAGACAUUUGUUUGCAGUGGAGAGAACCUAGUGGCAUGUCAUGUUCCAAUGGAGAUUCCAUUACCAUGCUUGCAUUUGCUUGUGAAGAAAUUCACGAUGGAUUAAAUUAUGGUGCUGGUAAACAGAGUUUGCUGUCACUUCUUGUAUCAUUGAUGAGGAUGCAGAAGAGAGAGAAUGCAGACAACUUUUUGGAAGCGGACUCUUCUAACUUUUCUUCUUUGAUUGAAAGCUUAUUGAAGAGGUUUGCAGAGGUAGAUUCUGGGUGCAUGGCUAAACUGCAACAGCUCGCACCUGAAGUGGUCAUUCAUUUAUCAAAAGCACUUCCUAGUAAUGAUGUGCAUACUGCAGGAUCAGUUUCUGAUAGUGAGAAGCGCAAGGCCAAAGCCCGAGAGAGACAGGCUGCUAUAUUGGCAAAAAUGAGAGCUGAGCAGUCCAAGUUUUUGUUGAGCAUUAAUUCUGCUUCUGAUCAUGAUUCAAAAUCUGGAUUAGAUGAAAGCAACAAGGAUAGGGAAGAUCUAGAAGAGUCUGCACAAGAUAUUUGUUCCCUUUGCCAUGAUCCUAAUUCCAAAAGUCCUGUGUCCUUCUUGAUUCUUCUUCAGAAAUCAAAGCUUUUGAGCUUAAUUGACAAAGGUCCCCCAUCUUGGGAUCAAGAUUGGCCGUCUGAUAAGGAGCAAGCUGUUCUGAAUCUAGCUACAAACAAAGUAGGUGAUCAAGCUGGCUCAAACUCUUCUUCAAGCGGUACAGGAGUGAUUUCAUCUAAUCAAUUAGCGCGGCUGGUUCAAAAUGCAAUUAAUGAGUUUGCUGAUUAUGCUCAACCUGGGGAAAUAAGUAAUUUUCUAGAAUUUGUGAAAGCUCAGUUUCCAUCAUUCAGGAAUGCUGCAACCCCUAGCUCAUUGAAGAAUGGAGUUGAUAGAACUGCAUGUACCCUAGAGACACUAGAACAAGAUAUGUACAAAGCCAUUCGUAAAGAGAUGAGUGAUAAUAUUCUACUUUCCGGUUCUGGAGUCAAGAAUGCAGAAUUUUCAGCAGAUGAAGGUUACAUUAGAGGCAGCAAGGGUUCUGAUUCUGUGUUGCUUGGAAAAUACAUAGCUGCCUUUUCGAGAGAGAGGACAGAGCACCCUUCAUCUUCUGAAGAUACUCUUGAUGACAUUGCUAGGGUGGAUUCCACUUCUCAGGUUUCCACGUCUUAUGGACUUGGACCAGCUGAUUGUGAUGGGGUUUACUUGUCUUCCUGUGGACAUGCUGUGCACCAGGGCUGCCUUGAUCGAUAUUUAUCUUCAUUGAAGGAAAGAUAUGCAAGAAGAAUUAUUUUUGAAGGAGGGCAUAUUGUUGACCCUGAUCAGGGUGAAUUUCUCUGCCCUGUGUGCCGUCGGCUUGCCAAUUCUGUCUUGCCUUCAUUGCCUGGGGAUUUCCAGAGGGUUUGGACGGAGCCUAAGAUAUCAACUGUUACUUCAACAAAUGCUGUAGGACAUUUAGCUACAUCAAUUGAGGGAAGUAAUUUGCUUUGGCUGCAACAGGCCUUGGCUCUCUUAAGAUCUGCUGCAAACUAUGUGGAGAAGAGAGAUAUUUGGAAGAUUUUUCCCCUGCAAAGAAAUGAAAGAAUGAAGCAAAGUCUUAAUUCAAUUUCUCAUGUUCUCUGCAAAAUGUACUUUCCAAGCAGGCAGGACAAGUUCUCAAGAUCCAAGAAGGCAAACCAUUAUGUAAUUAUGUGGGACACACUUACAUAUUCCCUUAAAUCUAUGGAGAUCGCUGCUCGUUGUGGUAGGACUUGUAUGACUCCAAGUUACAGUCUUAAUGGCUUGUACAAGGAACUUGAAGCUACUGAUGGAUUUAUAUUUUCAUUGUUGCUAAAGAUUGUGAAUAGUUUGAGAAGUAAGAGCUCUCUUCAUGUGCUUCAAAGAUUUAGAGGCAUUCAGAUCUUUGCUGAGUCCAUUUGUUCGGGAGUUGAGAUGGACCAUGCUGAUAGUGCUUAUGGAUGUGGAGGUGAUAUGUCAUCCAUUUUGAAACAUGUCGAGAAAGAAGUACCAUAUCCUGACAUGCAAUUUUGGAAGCGAGCAUCUGAUCCCAUCCUUAGUCAUGAUGCUUUUUCGUCGUUGAUGUGGGUUCUCUUCUGUCUUCCACACCCAUUUUUUUCAUGCGAGGAAUCUUUGUUAUCCCUUGUCCAUAUCUUCUAUAUAGUCUCUAUAACUCAGGGUAUACUUACUUGUUGUGGGCAGCAUCAAUAUACAAGGGAACCAGGUUUGAAUGAUUGCCUGAUUUCUGACAUCACCAGAGUUUUAGAAGAAUCUGGAUGGAUCCAGCAGUAUUUUGUUUCAAAGUAUAUGGAUACAUAUUCCAAUACCAUAGAUGCAAUUCGUAGAUUGAGUUUCCCUUAUUUGAGGAGGUGUGCAUUGCUUUGGAAAUUGUUAGGCACUUCUUUCUCAGAACCAUUCCAUAAUGGGGAUCAUGUGCUGCAUGCCCUCGAUGAUGACACAGUGGACUACAUGGAUGAUGGCAUAGUUGAGCUCAAUGAAGUUCAGAAACUAGAAAAGAUCUUCAAGAUUCCACCACUGGAUGUUGUUUUCAAGGACCAUGGAAUACGAUCUUUAGUUAUGAAAUGGUUACGUCACUUUCAGAAGGAAUAUGAAUUCUUUGGUUUUCAAUCUGUUUUGCAUUCCACACCUGUAGUUCCAUUCAAAUUGAUGCAGCUUCCUCAUGUAUACCAGGAUCUACUUGAGAGGUAUAUAAAACAACGUUGUGCUGACUGCAAGACUAUCAUUGAUGAACCUGCUCUAUGCCUGUUAUGUGGUAGAUUAUGCUCCCCGAACUGGAAGAUGUGCUGCAGGUGACUAUAUCAAGGGUGUUGUUUGACACUACCUGUACCAAGAAAAGCUCAUCGAAUUUUCAGCCUAUCACCGAGACGCGACCCUUCUCCGAGCACGUGAAUGUCCUCAUGCGACGCCACAACAUUCUGCAUCUCUUUACACGCGUCGACACUUGAGCCUUUCUCCGGCAUCCUUUUCCCUCGACGCUCCUUUUCGGCCCUCUUUCCAGCAUGUUGCGCUUCUGACUGGCCUUUUUCCAGGGAAAGUGGAUGCCAACCUCAUGCAAUGGCUUGUGGUGCUGGGAUAUGUGUAUUUUUGUUGAUCAAGAGAACUACAGUUCUGCUACAAAGAUGUGCACGACAGGCUCCUUGGCCAUCUCCUUACUUGGAUGCAUUUGGUGAAGAGGAUAUUGAAAUGCAUAGAGGAAAGCCACUGUAUCUGAAUGAGGAGCGUUAUGCUGCUCUAACAUACAUGGUUGCUUCUCAUGGCCUUGAUCGAAGUUCUAAAGUCCUUGGACAAACUACCAUUGGUUCUAUCUUCUCGGUGUAGUUUGGUAGAUGUUCUUCAAGGUCUGUAUGAAGAAUCUUCUGCAAGUGCCAAAAAGCUGACCUUUGAUUGGGCUGAAUGUGUUAGAAUCUUGGACUAAGCUGUUGUUUGUUAAGGUUGGGUAAGCAGCAGUUCAUUCAGUUAAAUUUGCAGGAAUUUUGGAGUCUUCUUUCCAGGCCAGAUCUAAUGGUUAUGUUUCCCGCCUCUGAUGUUCAGUGGUUGUACAGUUAUUAGUGCAGUGGAAGGCCCCAUUUGCGAUCAUGUUCACUAAAUUAGGGAUAUCCUUCAUGUAACAUUCAAAUCUGCAUCUGAUGACCUGUACAGCUACAUGUUCUCUUCCAUAUCAAGUAGCCGAUAGAAAACCAGUAUUCACAUUACUUCUCAUUUUCUUCUUAUGUUUAUUUUCCCCUUCUUUCUUUUCUUUUCCCCCGGUAUUUUGCCAUUUGUGUGGGAUGGGAUUUUCAGCUGGCAAAGGUUGUGGUAAUGAUGCAUGAGUGAAGUGGUGGAUGACAUUUUGUAAAUGCUGUACAUAGCUCUCUUCUCUAUCAUUUAGCGAGCCGUUUUUUAAAAUGAUAAAUGUAGCUCAAAAUAUGAAUCGGUUUCGACCUACCAUCUGAGAAUGUACUCUGUUUGGCUGAUGUAUUAAUUUUAGAUUGUCUAUGUAAUCUGAUUCUUCCCAGGAUAAAAUUCAGAAGGUGUGAAUAUUGUUGAUUUUUUA
Molecule: messenger RNA, 7479 nt
Organism: Manihot esculenta (cassava)
Lineage: Eukaryota; Viridiplantae; Streptophyta; Magnoliopsida; Malpighiales; Euphorbiaceae
Product: E3 ubiquitin-protein ligase PRT6
Exons: 20
Coding region: 351-6239 (1962 amino acids)
Biological process (GO): protein ubiquitination; ubiquitin-dependent protein catabolic process via the N-end rule pathway
Cellular component (GO): cytoplasm; ubiquitin ligase complex
Molecular function (GO): zinc ion binding; ubiquitin protein ligase activity
Source: RefSeq, a predicted model, not a curated record